UUCCGUGCCCACGCACACGGCUGAACUGAAGCGGAGAAAGCGCCAGCCAGCGGCAGUUUCCUCAGUCUGCUGCGGUGCGGUGUGUGUACCUGAGCCACACAAGCGGCCAGCGCCGCCCAGCGUGAAGAGAUAACGCACCGGCACCGCAGCGCAGAGCGCAGAGAGAGAAGAACAACCUUGACAACCGCAAUACCCAAUUACCAAUGGCACCAUUGUUGACCUCGGUUCACUGCAGCAGCAGCUACCCUCACCCGUCGCCACGACGCAUCACGCCUUCUCCGGUCUCCGCAACAACACCGCCGGUGCUCAGGCGGACGAGGACGAGGACGAGGAGGCAGCUGCAGCGAUGCUUCUGCUCCCAGUACGCCGGCAAACGGCAGCCGCCGCCGGAGCCGGACUCGCCGCAGCAGAUGGAGCGCCUCUUCUCCAACCUCAACAAGGCCACCAUGAAGCACGAGCCUGGGAGCGUCACCAGUGCCAUCUUCCUCGUGGCUGGCACAACGGUUGGGGCAGGUAUCCUUGCAAUCCCUGCAGUCACUCAAGAAGCUGGGUUCUUGGCCUCGGCAGUUAUAUGCAUUCUCUGCUGGUUAUACAUGGUUGUGACAGGGCUGUUAGUUGCUGAAGUAAACGUCAACACGAUGUGUGAGCUAGGAUCUGGAGGUGUCUCCCUGGUCUCGAUGGCUAUGCGCACUCUAGGGACAUUUGGAGUAAGAACAGCUUGCUUAUCCUAUUUGUUUAUACAUUAUGCACUUCUUGUCGCAUACGUGGCACGCUCUUCAGAUAUCAUAACAAACUCAUUGGGUAUUCCAUUAUGGGAGAGUGCUACCCUGUUUUCUCUGGCUUUCGGAGGGGUUUGUUACUUUGGAAGCCAGCGACUGAUUGGUGCAGUAAAUGGAUUUCUGGUAGCCGGCAUCCUAGCGUCCUUCACUUCUCUUGUUGUUGUGGCAAGUGGAAACCUACACUGGAGUUCUCUUCUUGAAGCGAAUUUUGCUGCCGCUCCACAAAGUAUACCAAUAAUUGCUCUUUCAUUUGUAUACCAGAAUGUGGUUCCUGUUCUCUGUACAAAUUUGGAGGGAGACCUGUCAAAAGUACGAACAGCUAUCGUGGCGGGUACUGCCAUACCCCUGGCUCUGUUCCUAGUAUGGGAUGGAGUAAUCCUGGGGACACUUCCAGACCUUGCAGGGAGCAGCACUGUUUCUGAUCCCUUAGAAGUACUUAGAUCCAGUAAUGGGAUAGUGGGGCCUAUUGUUGAGGCAUUCUCAUUUCUUGCUAUAGGCACAUCAUACAUUGGAUUUAUUCUAGGACUCUCAGACUUCCUAGCAGACUUGCUUAAACUACCAAGUGGCCAGAACAAACCGCUGCCAUACAUAUUAACUCUGCUUCCUCCACUUGUUUUGUCACUGCUUGAUCCAGAGAUAUUUUUCAAGGCAUUGGACUUUGCAGGAACUUAUGGAGUUCUGGUACUCUUUGGAGUUUUUCCUGCGGCAAUGUCUUGGUCAGAGAGAUAUUCAGAUGAGUUGGAAGCUCCAGUACCCCCUAUAGUCCCAGGAGGGAAAUUUACUCUCUCGGUUGUUACGGGAGGUGCACUGCUUGUGAUUGUUUCAGAGAUAUUCAAGGAUAUAAUGCAACUACAAGGACUACACUGACAAUCGGUGCAAGUGAAAGGACAUAUAACAGUUACAACUUGCAGUAAGACGGUGCGUGAGGUUUUUGUCGCAGUAAUACGGUCCACGGUCAUGUAGCAAAAGCGUAGUCAGAACCCAAAAGCAAUCAAGUGCAGUACGUGCUUGCAGUUUCAUCGAGCAUCGAUGCUGGAAUUGAAUUGUUAUGAUGAGAUUAGCAGGAGAUACUGUCAAACACGAGUUGUAUAAUGUAUUCGUUAGUCUCUCUAUAUAUCAUUAACUAUAGAGUGAAGACCAUUUAACAUAUUUAUUUCCUUGGUUUACAAAGGAUUUGGUUUGAUCGAUGUGUAUGUAACAAUGUAAUUUCUUCAUGAUUCUUCUCACCAUUCCUUGGACCUACCAUCAA
Messenger RNA from Sorghum bicolor (sorghum), 2028 nucleotides. RefSeq names its product tyrosine-specific transport protein. NCBI's taxonomy places the organism in Eukaryota, Viridiplantae, Streptophyta, Magnoliopsida, Poales, Poaceae. The transcript is spliced from 14 exons. Gene Ontology annotation, biological process: amino acid transmembrane transport. The coding region runs from base 204 to 1646 and encodes 480 amino acids. The record is from RefSeq and is a predicted model, not a curated record.